AUGGUAAAAGCAGUAAAAGGCAAGAAGAAAGCUAAAGAAAUGACAUUAAUAGCAACUAAUACUGAAAUAAAUACCAAUUUACGACAACAAAAUUUGCUACCCAAUCGAGAAAUGAUUACAAGUACCGCGGUAGCAUCACCGAUUUAUCCAUGUGAUGAAAAAAAUUCACCAAAUUAUAUGAUUUAUUGUCAGGGUGAACUAUUACAUGCUAUAUCAUUAAGUAAUAUCUUCAAAGAUUCUAAAACAUUUGUGGAUAAACCAAUUAAAAAAGAACCGGAAGAGAUAAUUAGCAUAUUUAAUCAAAAAUUUCCUAAUCAAAUUACCAUUAAUGAUCGCGAUGCAUUACAUUCAUUUGUGGAUGAAUAUUUUGAUAUCGAAGGAAGUGAUAUUCAACAGUUUUGUUUUUCAUAUUGA
Messenger RNA from Loa loa (African eye worm), 414 nucleotides. RefSeq lists its product as hypothetical. NCBI's taxonomy places the organism in Eukaryota, Metazoa, Nematoda, Chromadorea, Rhabditida, Onchocercidae. The transcript has a single exon. Gene Ontology annotation, molecular function: alpha,alpha-trehalase activity. The record is from RefSeq and is a predicted model, not a curated record. The coding region runs from base 1 to 414 and encodes 137 amino acids. Gene Ontology annotation, biological process: trehalose catabolic process.